GCCGGACCAUUCCACUUGAUCAUUGAAUCAUACCAACAUCCUGCCGGAAUGAGUGGUCACAGAUCAGUGACUAUGUCCCAUUGCGUUGAUGUUCCACAAUUUCAGCAGCCACAAGAAAACGAGCUCGUCACCGUCAGCUUCAGCUUCAGCUCCAGCUCGCCUUAACAAAUCGUGCUCUGAAUGCACGAGGCGAAAGGUCAAAUGUGAUGGUGGUCAUCCUUGUAGCUCCUGUACGUACUACAAGGUUUCACACCUAUGUAGCUAUCGCCAGCGUAAUAAGAGGAAUGCCGUAAGCAGAAGCACGCUCGAGGAGGUAUCGGAACAGCUUAGAUCACGGUCCAAGAUUCUCGAACAACUCUUUCCUGAUACAGCUGUUGAUGAGCUUAUCGGUAAGAGUCGCGAUGAAUUACUAGGUAUUCUCCGUAUUACCUCUGUGUCUAAAGCGGCAGCCGAUGAGUUGGACGGUCGCUCUGUUGAGGAUCCCGAAGUCGCGGAUGAUUCAGCUCAGUUGUCUGAGAAUGGAGAGCCUACCGCUGAUAGAGAAUGGGACGAAUCAAGCCACCAGCCACUUGUGCUACAGGCUGGCGAUGAUAUCAACGCCAUCAAUCUCGCAACGGAUCAUCAUCGCCGCUCUUAUCUAGGAGUCACUUCAAUUAGUGCCAUCCUUCGAACAAUUUUUCGACUCUGCCCUCCUGCGAAGCAUCGCGUUACUGAGCAGGCUAAAAGGUGGUCUGAGAAUCCAAUGCAGCCUCAGCCUACACCCUUCUUGGGUGGUGACUUAGGAGCCCAUCUAUUAAAGGAGCAACGUUGUAUCGAUUUCUACUUCGAGCAUGUCCAUCCAAUUGUUCCCAUGUUAGAUGAGGAAGAUUUUCGUGCGUCAUACUCCCUAGGGCAUAGAAAAGAGCCUGGUUGGCUUGGCCUACUCAAUAUGGUGAUAACCAUUGGCUCUAUAGCUUCCGGAAGCGACACGCUGCACGAGCAAUACUAUGAACAGGCUCGAACGUUCGUUGAUCUCGAUAGCUUUGGUGCAGGAAACCUAGAAAGCUUACAAGCCCUUUGCUUACUUGGCGGCCUGUAUUUGCAUUAUAAAAACGCUCCAAAUAUGGCCUAUUCCGUACUAGGGGCUGCGCAUCGCGUUGCUAUCGCUUUAGGAUUGCAUCGGGAAUCGCGACGUCGGUGUACCAACGCCGCGGAAGCCCAAGGUGAUCUGACACCGACCAAAGUGAAUCGGCUUGAAACGAAGCGAAGAACUUGGUGGAGUCUGUUCUGCCUUGACACGUGGGCUAGCAUGACUCUGGGCCGUCCAAUAUGUGGACGAUGGGAGGCUACAACGAUGGAUACUCUCCUUCCUAGUCACCGUACUGAGGAUGAUCAUAUGGCGAUGUCCCUAUGCGCUAGUGUCCAUUUCUGCCUCAUCUGCAACCGAAUCCAAAGUCGAUUCGCGCAGUUCAAUCGGUUGACGAUCUCCGAAGCUGUGGCUUUCGAUCAGGAAUUGCAAUCAUGGUGGGCAUCUCUUCCUAUGGUACUUCGAUCGCCAACGAACUCCCCAUCACGCCUCACCAUUGCCCGCGAGUUCAUGCGAAACCGUUAUUUGAACAUACGUUUGAUACUCAUGCGUUCGCUCAUAUUAUAUCUUGCUCAUAGCCGUAUUCAAAUGGCCCAGCUUAGUAUAGAAGAACUCCAGAUCAUCGAUAGUUGUCGAACCGUUGCGAGCGAGGCCAUCGAUUCUAUCGCCCUCUACUGGACGCCGAACCGAGUACACGUUUGGAAUUCGGCGUGGUACCUGUUUCAAGCCUGCAUGGUUCCCCUUCUGUCCAUCGUAAUUGAAAGCUCACGGUCUGAUCCAACUUCCAAGUCUUUAACCUCAGCUCGCGCAAGCUUGGUAAAAGCCCUAGAGACCUUCUCUGAGAUGAAACCGUGGAUGCGCGCUUCCGAUAGGGGACCAGAUAUAGUCGCCGCGAUAUAUGACGCAAUCACCGGCGAAGCUGAAGGCGCCGGGCGAACACCAUCGCAAGAUGGAGACUCGAAUUUCUUCGGCUGGUAUGAUGAACAACUCACAUUUGGUACCGAGCUGGAUUGGGGCUCAUUUUUGAUGGACGAUGACCUUCAUGGGACUUUAUUCACAACUCAAAUUCAAUAAACCCAACCUGGAGUUACUAGACGAUUAGAAUACCACUACGCUUAAGUUCAUGCAGCGAAUCAUAAGCCAUCCUGUAAAUUAUGGGAUCUUCAA
Messenger RNA from Annulohypoxylon truncatum, 2233 nucleotides. Its product is annotated as fungal-specific transcription factor domain-containing protein. Gene Ontology annotation, cellular component: nucleus. Gene Ontology annotation, biological process: positive regulation of transcription from RNA polymerase II promoter by galactose; DNA-templated transcription. The record is from RefSeq and is a predicted model, not a curated record. The transcript has 4 exons. Gene Ontology annotation, molecular function: RNA polymerase II cis-regulatory region sequence-specific DNA binding; DNA-binding transcription factor activity, RNA polymerase II-specific; zinc ion binding. Lineage: Eukaryota; Fungi; Ascomycota; Sordariomycetes; Xylariales; Hypoxylaceae. The coding region runs from base 89 to 2140 and encodes 683 amino acids.